AAGUGGGGAAGAAAAGAGAUUCUCUAGUUUCAUCAGCAAAUCGCUAGGAAAGAGAGAAGAGAAGUCAUGAAUGUUUGGCUGCUCGUGUUAGGCUUUGCCUUGGCAAAUGCCGCAACCACCAUCGUUAAGAACAACGAUCUUUAUGACAGCAUUACCAUCAACCGUAACUCUCCGGAGAAGUACCCCACUGAGUUCGAGCUUGGCAAGACCUACAGGUACAACUUCACCGGUGAUGUCAGGACAAGCUUCCCUCAGACCGGCAAUGAAACGAUUGGACAGAGAAUCAACUGCACAGUCGAGAUCGUCCCACUCACAACUGGCUUGUGGAACAUGAGGAUGGUGAACACGACAGUCUUUGAGAUCAAUGGAACCCAUGAUAGACUUGAGACGAUGCGUAACUCCACCAACGCUACAAUGGAGCUCCGUAAACUGGCCAAGCACAACGUCACCUUCCAAGUGUCACAGGGAAAGAUUGAGACCAUCUUCACCAACAAGACAGAGCCAGAAUGGAUCACCAACAUCAAGAAGGGAAUCCUCAACAUGAUCAGCCUCCAGCUGAAGAAGGACAAGGUUUAUGAGACAGACGAGGAGGGAGUGUCUGGUACCUGCAAGACCCUGUACACUGUCAAGGAGACUACCAAUGAAGACCUAGUCACCAUCCUCAACGUGACCAAGGUCCGAGACCUGACCAACUGCACCAAGUCUGUUGUCAACAAGGAAAAGAACUUCAAGGCUAAAACCUGUGACGAUUGUGAGAAGACCGAGGACUCCAUGGAUGCCACUGCCACCUUCCAGUACAACAUCACUGGUACCAAGCAGAGAUUCAUCAUCAACCAAGUCAGGUCCGAUGCUCGCUAUGUUUUCUUCCCUCUUGGAGUUAAGGGAGGUUCCAUUUCCGUCCGUGUCAACCAAACUCUGAGGCUGUUCAGCGUGACCGAGGAUCCCCUCUUCGACAUCUCCAAGGAACAGGAGUCUCGUGGCAAUCUCAUGUACAAGGUCCCUGAGGUGGUUAAGGUUGAGGAAGAGAUGCUCAACACAGUCAACAAGGUUCACUUCAUGCUGAAGAAACUGGAGUCACAGUCCCUUGUCAACUUCACCGUUGAUGCACCAAGUCACUUCAUCCUCCUUGUCCGUAGUCUUACUGAGGCAAACUUCAACACCCUCCAAGACAUCUGGAAUCUUGUCCGUGACAAGCCCCUCCAGAGGAAGUGGCUGAUUGAGGCCCUCCCGUACGUCAACCAGGAAGAGAUGGUCCUUCUCAUCAAGGAGCUGAUCACAACCGAAGAGACCCUUCUGACCACUGAGGAGAAAAUGACCCUCAUGAUGAAGAUUGGAACCAUCAGGAAGCCAACCGUUAAAUCUGUUGAAUACCUCAAGGACAUUUGCGAGCACAGAUUCCUCCAAUGGCCCCACAACAAGAAGGUCAACACCGAGUACGUGUACAACAUUACCAGUGUCCGUUAUUCCUGCUGGCGCUCUCUUGGUGUCCAGAUCAACAUGCUGAAGAAGGAACACAAGUACGUCUCCCCAUCAUUGGUCCAAUCUGUUACCAACUGUGAGAAGACCUUUGACAAGAUCACCAAGCUGACUGUUUGGGACGAGACCGUCUACAAGACCAAGACCGCUGCCCAGCAAUCCACCAAGGUGCUCGGUGACUCCAUGACCCUUGAGGAAGCCAAGUCUCUCCUGGAAACCGUCAAGACCACCAAGGUCCGCGAGAUGUGCUUGGUUGCCAUGGGACAAACCGGCCUCCCAGACUUCAUCCCAGUCAUCCAACCAAUCAUUGAGCAGAAGUUCACCCAACAGACCCUUGAUGUCAGAAUCGCUGCUGUGCAUGCUCUCAGGAGACUGAAGGACUUGCCCAACAAGGUUCUCUCCAUCCUGCUGCCCGUCCUUCGCAAUCCCUAUGAGGACUCUGAACUCCGUGUCAACUGCUACCUCGUGAUCGCCAAGACCAACCAACGCCCAAGUGUCUUCACCCUGAUUGGCCAGGAGUUGAACAGAGAGAAGUCCAUGCAGGUCAGAUCCUUCAUCUACACCCACCUCAAGUUCCUUGCUCAGGAUGUUCAGCCCUGCAACAGGAAAGCUACUUUGGCUGCUCGUUAUGCUCUUCGUUUCACCAAGCCAGUCGAUAUGGGACCUACCUACUCCAAGGUCCGCGCUGUUCGCACUUUCGACCAGGAAACUAAGAUGGGAACCAAGAUGGAGGUCCAGACUAUCUUCUCAGAGGGAGAGCUUACCCCAAAACGCACCAAUCUUGUCGGAGAAGUUGAACUGUUCGGAAAGAAGACCAAGAUUGUUGAGGUUGAGGUCAAGACCAGUGGCAUGACCAACUUGUUGGAGAAGAUGCUCGGGCAUGACGGAUUCUUCUACAAGCGCAAGAGUGUCUUUGAUCUGCUCAAGGAGAACACACGCAAGAGGCGCUCAGUUUCCACCAAUGAGGAGGAGCUUCUCAAGAUCAACAAGAAGGUGAGCCCAUAUGAGGUCAAACCUGAGGAACCCCGUAUGCAAUUCAUUGUCUCCAUGUUCGGCAACCGCAUCAACCAUUUGGACAUCAACAAGGAUUACCUCACCACCCUGAUCAAGGAAGGAAAGUUCAAGACUGACUUCAGCAACCUUGACGAGGAGCUCGCCAAGAAACAGGUCUUCAACACCACCAAGGGAAUGAUGCUGAUGGACCAGAGAUACGAGUACCCAACCAUCAUGGGUCUGCCUCUCUCCUUCAACACCACCGUUGCCAGCAUCAUGAGAGUAACCAUGAACACCACCGUCACUGCUCUUCCAUCCCUCAUCUCUAAGCAAGAGAGCUUGUCUGCCAGCUUCAACAUCACUCCUGAGGUUAUGGUGAACGCCAUCUUGAAGAUGGGAGUCCACACCCCCUUGAUUAAGUUCGGAUCUGCCGUCAACUCCACCUUCAACUUCACCCUGCCAGUAAAGACCAACAUCACCAUCGACUUCCUCAAGAAGAAGUAUGAGCUCCUCAUGCCACAGAUUGAGCAGAACCUGACCUUCAUGAACUUCACUCACAAGAUGUACAACUUCUGGCAGGGCAACCAGACGACCGAGAACCACACCGUUGUGAACACCACUCUUACCAACAGAAAGCCAGUCAAGAAUGUGAUGUGCAUGGAGCCCUUCCAGGACCAACUCGUCUGCAUGAACAUGACCUAUGUACCACGCCUUGGUCAUCCCACAUCCCCCUUCCAUCCACUUACCGGACCCAGCCAUCUUUCUAUCUUCAGUCUCAGGAAACCCAUGGCACCCAAGACCAUCAAGCUUCAAUACAAUGUCAAGAAUGUUGAUAACUGGGAGAGAGAGAAGAACAUCGACAUCAUCAUGACUUUGACUGGCAAGAACUGGGAGCAGAUGGAAUACACCAACACCACCACCCUUAACUUCCUUCUGAACCAUGCCAAUAAGAGAAUUGAAAUCACUGUUAGAGACACCAACCGCCCAAGAUGGAGAGCUGGUGUCGUCGCUGUCAACAAAAUGGGAGAGGAGGUUGACAUGGAAGCCAAGUGGGGUCUGCCAAGAACCUACACCCAGAAGAUCAACAACACUGACAAGGACUUCAACCGCGAGUACUUCCUGAAGGUCAACAGCCAGAGCUGGACUUGGAACAACACCCGUAACAUCACCAUGUUCUGGGCUGACACACCACAAUGGCUCAAGAAUGUUACCUACAUCACUAAGACCCACGUUCUGCCAAGGAUCUUGGAUAUGAUGACCACCACCACCGAAGUUGACAUCCGCCGUGAGCCAGUCUUCAACCCCAUCAUCAACUCCACCACUCUCUCACUCAGGGUUAAGGACAACCGUACCAUGGAUGUAGAAUUGCACAUGCCUAUUGAGAAGGUGACAAUCUUCAAUGUUACCGUCCCCGUCAACUCCUCUGUACUGAAGGAGACCCUCCCCAAGGCUGUCUCCAUCAUCCAGAGACGUGUGGUUGAGAAAUACCUGUCUGGCAACUGCACCUACAACACUACCGGCAACUUCAAGACCUACGACAACUUCACCUACAACUACAACUUGACCGGAAGCUGCGCCCAUGUCUUGACCAAGGACUGCUCUCCCAACAAGCGUUUCACCGUCUUGGUCCAGAACACACCAACACCCAACAACCUUGUACACACUGUACCCAUCGUCACUGUCUUCAUCGAGAACAACAAGAUUGAGCUGCUCACAAGAUCCCAUCAAAAUCACGAGGUUGUCAUGAAGUUCAACGGUGUUGAGGAGAUGAGAACUCACGACUCCCCAGCCAUGGACUAUGAGUUUGGUAAGAUUGAGCGCAACCAGACCCACUUCACCAUCAAGGCAACUCUUGGUCUGACUGUUGUGUACUGCAAGGAUAAUGUCACUAGCUCUGUCUCACCGUGGUACGUCAACAAGACUUGCGGACUUUGCGGUGACUUCAACGGAGAGACCUUCCAUGAGAUGAAGAACACCAUCAGGGAGGAGCAGACCAACAGCACUAAGUUUGCUGCCAGCUGGCUGGUACAUGGAGAUAGCUGUGAAGACCCCACAUGCAAGCUGACCAAGGAGCAAUUGCACCCACUUCCUGAGGUUGUCUACCUUGCCAACAAGCCCGCUGCUUGCUUCAGCAAAGAGCCCAUCAUGAUGUGCCCAAUGGGAUGCUACAACGAUAGUCCAGAGAACAUCUUCACUGGAACUUUUAUCCCAACCAAGCAGUUCAUCAAGGUCGGCUACUUCUGCAUGGCAUCUGAGGAUGUUAAGGUGACCAAGUCUCAGAUGCAAGCCCGCAGCGAGCUCAUCAAGGAACAGCCAGUUGACUUGUGGCGUGACGUUGAGGUCCCACAUGGAUGCAUCUGCAGCAAUAAUGCUUGCAACAAACAGUAGACACCCUAAGAAAGAUGUACUGAACUUUUUGUAUGUAAAGACCCCCGACUAAAGAUUAACUGGACAUGUAACUAAAUGAAUUAUAUCGAAACAUUGAAUGCUUCACUUUUAUUGACUUGCCUGAGUGGAAAAUCCUCAUGAUGAAAUUUAAUUUCUUGGAUUUGGGAUUGGUGAAGGCUACAUGUUAAAGGCCAAUAAUUUUUUGGAAAGAUCUUGAAUUGUGCUUUUUUUUCUUCAGUAUUAACCGUAAUGUUGUGUUACUUUCUGGUCAUUUUGUUAUCGAUUAGUCUCUAUCUUUAUAUUUUGGAAUAAGAGUUUUUUCUUUUUCUGUAGUGGUAGAAGUUUAUCCUUGUAGUCGAUGCUCGUAGAACUUUCCCUCCUAAAUUUGUUUCUGAAUUUUCUUUCUCUGCUAACUCCCUAUUUUGUUUUAAACAUUUUGUUUCUUUCACUGUUCAACUCCCCAGUUCUUCUUUUUGUCUCUUUUAAAAGUUUAUGUAAUCAUAGUCCUUUAUAGAAGUAAAAAAAAUGCAAAAAAAUGUAGUGCUCCUUCGUAGUGCACCUUUUCUGGUACAACGUCCCUACCUUAUAGAUCUUUAUUAGUGUGAUUUCGACUAGACACAAUACUGUUUUUUGUUUUUCAGCUUAGAUCACUGUAAAAAUGGAUGCACUGUUUUUAUAUUGGCCGUUUGUAUGUUUUAUUAUGUUUGAGUGGUUGAGGUUUGAGAGAAGGAAUGUAAUAUUUAAUUAAUAGAAAAAUAAAAUAAGGCAGGAAAAAGUAAA
This is a messenger RNA of Asterias rubens (European starfish), 5637 nucleotides long. Its product is annotated as vitellogenin-A2-like. Gene Ontology annotation, molecular function: lipid carrier activity. The transcript has 31 exons. Gene Ontology annotation, biological process: lipid transport. The coding region runs from base 67 to 4857 and encodes 1596 amino acids. The record is from RefSeq and is a predicted model, not a curated record. NCBI's taxonomy places the organism in Eukaryota, Metazoa, Echinodermata, Asteroidea, Forcipulatida, Asteriidae.